Messenger RNA from Talpa occidentalis (Iberian mole), 5560 nucleotides. It is a transcript of the gene IFFO2, whose product is annotated as intermediate filament family orphan 2. The record is from RefSeq and is a predicted model, not a curated record. Lineage: Eukaryota; Metazoa; Chordata; Mammalia; Eulipotyphla; Talpidae.
AUGAUGAGCUCGCUGCUGUUCGGGGAGAUGGCCCUGGCCUUCGGGGGCCCGCCGGGCGGGGGCGCCCGCGGGGGCGGCGGCGGGGUCGGGCCGGGGCCGUCGCCCGUGACCGCGGCGCUGCGGGACGACCUGGGCUCCAACAUCCACCUCCUGAAGGGGCUCAACGUGCGCUUCCGCUGCUUCCUCGCCAAGGUGCACGAGCUGGAGCGGCGCAACCGGCUGCUGGAGAAGCAGCUGGAGCAGCAGCAGAGCGAGCGCGAGCGGCGGCUGCGCUACAAGACCUUCUCCCGCGAGCAGGCCGUGCAGACCGGGCCCGAGCUGCUGCGGCCCCCGGCGCCCGGCGCCGGCCCCGCGGCGGCCGCCAACGCCAACGCCGGCGCCGCGGCCCCGGGCGGCUCCGCGCACCCGCCGCGCUACGGCCGCCUGCCCGGCACCAUCUGGAGCUACACGCAGGUGCGGCGCACGGGCGGCGGCGGCGUGGAGACCGUGCAGGGCCCCGGCGUGUCGUGGGUGCACCCCGACGGCGUGGGCGUGCAGAUCGACACCAUCACGCCCGAGAUCCGCGCGCUCUACAACGUGCUGGCCAAGGUGAAGCGCGAGCGCGACGAGUACAAGCGCAGGUGGGAGGAGGAGCUCGCCAAGCGCCUGAACCUGCAGACCAUGGUGGACACACUCCAGGAGGCAGCACAGGAGGCUGAAGCCAUCCAGGAGGAGAUGAAUGAGAAGAUCGAGAGGCUCAAGGCGGAGCUGGUGGUGUUUAAGGGGCUCAUGAGUGAUCCCAUGACAGACCUGGACACAAAGAUCCAAGAAAAGGCCAUGAAGGUGGACAUGGACAUCUGCCGCCGAAUCGAUAUCACGGCUAAGCUGUGCGAUGUCGCACAGCAGCGGAACUCGGAAGACGUGUCCAAGAUCUUCCAGGUGGUCCCCAAAAAGAAAGAGAAGAAGGUGGCCUCCGACGAUGACAACUCUGAGCAGGACGGAGAGGUGACCCGGUUCCCAGAUGACGAGGUCGGCUCCAUGAACAUCACGGAUGAGAUGAAGCGCAUGUUUAACCAGCUGCGGGAGACCUUUGAUUUCGACGACGACUGCGACAGCCUGACAUGGGAAGAGAAUGAAGACACGCUGCUGCUCUGGGAGGAUUUCACCAACUGCAACCCGUCCAUCGACCUGCAGGGCGAGCAAGAGGAGAACUUGGGCAACUUGAUUCACGAGACCGAAUCCUUCUUUAAGACAAGGGACAAGGAAUACCAGGAAACCAUAGGCCAGAUCGAGCUGGAGCUGGCCACAGCCAAGAGCGACAUGAACCGACACUUGCAUGAGUACAUGGAGAUGUGCAGCAUGAAGCGUGGCCUGGACGUGCAGAUGGAGACCUGCCGCCGGCUCAUCAAAGGCUCCGCAGACAGGAAUUCACCGUCCCCCAGCUCCGUGGCCAGCAGCGACUCAGGAAGUACAGAUGAGAUCCAGGACGAGUUUGAGCGGGAGGCGGAUGUGGAGCCCAUGGUCAGCUGAUGACUGAGGCCUCUGUGCCCAGCGGGCUUGGUGAUGGGGCCUCUGCCCUCUCUCCCCCUGGGGCCAGGAAGGCUCCUUGGAGUGGGGCUCAGGCCUCACCACACAGACUUCCUAUGUCCUCCCUUCUCUGGAGGCCCCAAGGGACUGCUGCUUCCUUCCUUCCUUCCUUCCUUCCGUCCUACCACCCACCAGUGCCCCUUCUCCAUCCACCCACCCACCAAGGAAUGGUGCUGUCAAUUUCUAUUGUUCUCCACAUUACAAAUGCAGACUUCUGUCCGGAUGAUGCAGUGUAAACUGUGCCUUUUCCCUUAAGCUGAGCCACUUUGAGCUCCGAAGAAUUCUUCCUAGCAGGUGUUUUUAUAUAAAACUCUAAGGUGAGGGCGGGGCCCUGGGUGUGGUAUACUGUGGUUUUCUACCCUCCCACCUGCUCCUCCAAUUGGCCAUGAGCUGUGCCCUCCCUCCUCUGCAGGCCCUCUGACUGCUGGAGUUGGCCGUGAGGGGGUCCAUGCCCCCCAGGAAGGAGCCCUUGGACUCUGUGACUUUUCCAGGCCAGGGUGGAGACUUCUUAAGGUUUUCCACUUACGGAAAGAAAGGAAAGAUGAAAGGAGGGAGGGAAGACAAAUUUUUAUUUCUUUUUGGAUCUAGUGGCAAAGCAGAGGGACAAGGCACUGUGGGGGAAGGUGGAGCCUCACUGUGUUUAAACUACUAUGCAAAAAACAAAACCAACAAAAAAAGCAGCUUGCCUUAUAUCAUUGUAGAAGGUAGGCCUGGUCCCAGACUCCUGCUUUGGAGCUGGGAGGGAGGCCGGAGCUGGAACGAUCUGUCUCGUAGCAGCUCCGAGGGCGGGUACUGACUCAGGAGGGGCUUCCGUCAGGCCUGGAUCCUGCAAGGCCCUUGGCCCACCUGACUGCUGACUUUCUUGGGACCUCUGGGGUGGGAGAGGGGAGUCUUUUAUUGCCUGUUGACUUGAUGUUUCCCCUCCCUUCCCCACCAAUAAUUCGGGGUUUAUCUGUAAUUUCUCUAUGAGAAAGUCUGAAGGGCACCAGGCCUGGCAUCCACCCCCUUCCACAGUGGAGCUGGGUUAGUCCCAGCCCACUGCCGUCUGGGAUCUCCACUGUCCCCCCAACACCCCUGUUUGGCAGGCAUUAGAAAGGAAAGGUUCGAGAUGGUGAAGCUGGCGUUGAAGCAAGGCCCAUCCAUGGACAUGUCAGCCUCUUUCCAUGUUUCACUUGAUCGACUGACCAUUUGGGGAGUUAAUCUGAGCCAGUAUCUCCCCAAGACUUGGGGGACCUGAGUGCAAGGGCCCUGGUGGGGUCUUCACGGAGCAGGCCUCGCAGGCUUCCUUUUCUUUUUGUACCACUACUUGGGGGAGUGCAGGUUUCUGUUUUGGGUGGCCCAGGAGCUCCCCCUGGAGGUCAAGGCCAAGAACUCCCCGCACCAUGCUCGCUGCGGUGGAGCAGAUGGGGAGCUCUGGCUUCGGGUCUGUCCUCCUCAGGGUCAUAGCGACCUGUGUGGGCCUUCUCUCUCGUCCAUUUCUCCUGUCUGUUUUGUAGUCUUAAAACCAUUGUACAUAAUAUUCUAUAAUAUGUAUGUGUAGAGAGUGUGCUAGUGACUGUCAUUUUUAUUUAUCAGAAUUUGGUGGCCUUUAUUGUGUUUUUCCCUUUUUUUUUUGUUGUUCUUGUUUUUGUUUUUCUGUUUUGUUGGAGGAGCCUCCUGAGAGGCCUCCCUCCCUGCCCAGCAUCUCUUACCAACCAAGCAGGCCCUGGGGAGGUACGCAGAGGGACGGUGGCUCGGGAGGGGAGACAGCCCUUUCCCUCCUCCACACGGACCCUUGUUCUAGAGGUUACAGGGUUCAGAUGUACCUGAUUAUUAUUGUUGUUGUUUUAGUGUCUUUCUUAUUUUAACCAAAGGUUAUCAGAGCCAGUUGGGCUUGGACCUCAGCUGCUGAAAAGAUUUUCCGUUUCCGGGCGGGCUGGAAAAUGGCCGCCACAUGGGCCUCCCGUGUCCAGGGCUGAGGAGGCGUCGCAGGCAGGCGGGCAGAGUGAGAGCCAGUCCGGGUUGUUCAAGGUGGUGGGUGCAGGUCUAUCUUUAGAGUUAGGACAGAAAGGCGUCUGAGGGCAGCUACGGUGACCACGGCGAUGGGUGUUCUGUGGUAUAACUUGCUUUCCCUCUUGUACACAUCGGAUGUUCGUCUUGAGGGGCUAGGGUUCUCCGAAUUGUCAUGGGAGUCUGGGAAUGACAGGAGGCAGAGACAGACAUUCCCUUCCUGCUUGUUUCCAAUCUCUGCUCUCCCUCGGGGAGAAAGGGUUUGGGCCUGGUGGGUGGGAGACACCAAGGGCCUGACCUGCCCACCUCCUCGGUGGGCUCCUGGGUCUUGGCCUGGCUGCCUCCCUCCUCACCAAGUUCUUUUUUGAGUUCGUUGCCAGUGGGCCCUGCUUGUCACUUCACCACGAGCCCACAGCUUGCCAAGAAAAACCCCAAUGCUUGCUGGGGCAGCACCGGGUCCAGCUGGGACCGACGGGUCCAUUCUUUGUAAAGCUGUAAAUACUUCGUUUUGGUUUUCUACUUCUAAGCUCGGUGUCAUAUUGACACUGGUAUUUUAGAAUCCUCAGAUGGACUCCCUGUGCUGCACUCUCUUACUCUCCUAUUUUGGGGGUUUGAUAAAAAGAGAGGUUGGGGGAGGGGCAGGAAGAGCAGCUUCCUUUUGGCUCCCUGGUUGUGGACUACACACACAUACACACAUUUGCUCUCAUGCACACACACUUUUGUGACUGAACAGGGAACAUAAUUUUUGGCAAGUAGACACAUUUUGUUUUCUUGUGGCAAUAUGUCACAUCUUCAGGUCUCUGUGGGUGGCGAUCAGAUGAUGUGGACGAUCAAACCCUUUAGCUUGGGAUGGGGGACGGGGUGUGGGGAAGGGAUAAUAUAAAGUGUAACUUAAGCUCAGUGUAAUCUAUUUAUAAAGCAAGAAACUCCUCUAUUUUUGUGAAAGGAAAGGCUUUUUUAAAUCUACGGUAGGCAGUUGUGGUAGCCCAGCAUUUUUCUGUGGACAAAUGCAUGUUGCUGCUGGAUUGAAUACAAUCAGCACCCCUCACCUCAUCUCCCCUCCCACCUCAUCUGCAGAGCACAGUCUCUUUCACCCCGUUUCCCUGGCCCCCCAGCUCCAUGGUCCUUGAAAGUCUUAGAGGGAGGGCACUUGUGGGAGUGGGUGAGCGGUGGGGAAUGCAGAAUUGAGGGGGGCGGAAGAGGGCAAAGGGCAUGGUAAGGGGCUACUCUGCUUCAGGGGGUGGGUGCUGAUCAGUUACUCAGGCUCUGGUCUGCCGGGGUCCAUUGCCAAAUCCCCUGUGCUGUGGGAGAGUUGGGAAGCAACUCUCUUCCCAAGAGUAGGUGGCUGUGGGCUGGAGGUCGGGGACCACAAUGCUUCUCUGGGGCCUGGACCCUAGUGGCUCAGGUUGUCUGGCAGCUGAGUGGGGCAAAGCCCACGAGAUGCCCAGAGCUGGCUCUGGGCAGCAUCCCGGCUGUGCUCCUCCAGGGCCCUGGGUGAGGAACUAGGGUACUGGGGGCUUCCUCAGACCUGGAUCCUCUACCUGGAUACCCCAAGCUCUGGUUCUAGAAGGGCACUCUCCUAGCCUAGGCAGCCAGGUGGGUGCGGGCAAAGGCAACGUCUCUCUGGAAGAGAAUUUUCCAUGGGUGGGAGAUUCCCAGGCUCAAUGUGGGCUGUGUUUCUUUUGGGGAAAUCCCUCACCAUUCCCUCUGCCAAGUCUUGAAAAAAAGAGGCAAAGGCACCCCAACCCCAAGACCCCUUUGUGGACAUUUUAGCAUCUACCUGAUUUUUAGCCCCAUUCAGGGUGACUGUCCCGGCGUCCCACGCCACCACUCUUGCUCUUUGUCUGCCACCUGGGUCUAGCUCCAAGGGGAAGGGGGGGUUUAUACUCUUUGAAAGACUACUGAUCCUUCCAGAAACCAACCUGUUUACUGUACUGUUGUAAAUAUCAUGCCCUUUAUAUCCUGUAUAUUGGCUUCUUUUAAAUAAAGUGAAAUGUCUUAGAAU